Messenger RNA from Chenopodium quinoa (quinoa), 942 nucleotides. RefSeq names its product auxin-responsive protein SAUR32-like. The transcript has a single exon. Gene Ontology annotation, biological process: response to auxin. Lineage: Eukaryota; Viridiplantae; Streptophyta; Magnoliopsida; Caryophyllales; Amaranthaceae. The coding region runs from base 358 to 696 and encodes 112 amino acids. The record is from RefSeq and is a predicted model, not a curated record.
UUUUUCCCCAGGAAAACAAGAUAAAAAAAAACAAAAACAACCCUACCUUUAGAAAACUCCCAAUUGGGCCCCACAAUUAAUGGGUUGUUAAGUAUUGUACUCCUAUUUAAACCCAAAUUCAUCCCAACCAAAAUCCCUCUUUUUCCUCUUUCUAUAUAAUUCCCCUCUUUGCUUAUUCAAUUCUUUCACAAAUUCUAGGUUAAACAUGGCAAUCUCUCAAACCCUCCAUCUUUUCUCCAAAACAACUCCCCCAAUUUGUUUCGUCUUCCUCUAAUACACCCAUUAAUUUUCCCCAUUUUUUUAACCCUCAAUUUUCGUAAUUUUUUUUUUCGAAUUAAAUUCUCCAGUCAAAGAAAGAUGGUUCACCUGCAUCUACCUCACAAGAAGCAGCAACACCAUAUUCCGAAGGGUUGUUUGGCGAUAAAAGUGGGGCUCACCGAAGAAGAACAGCAAAGAUUCGUGAUACCAAUUUCGCAUUUCAACCACCCUCUUUUUAUGAAGCUUCUUAAAGAAGCCGAAGAUGAGUACGGUUUUCAUCACAAAGGUACCAUCACUAUUCCUUGCCACGUGGAGGAGUUUCGUUACGUUCAAGCUUUGAUUGAUCAAGAGAAAUCCCUUCAUCAUCACCAUCAUCACCACCAUCAUAAUCAUAAUCAUCACCAUCAUAAUCCUAUUGUUGGUUGUUUUAGGGCUUGAUUGAUUUUAGUUUAGUUUUGAUCCAACGGUUGUAAUCUUUUCUUGUAAAUUCCGUCAACCUGGAUCCAUGGAUUAGUCGUUUUAUUUUUCAUUAGUCGUUUAAUUUUGGAGGGUUAAGGGGUUAAUUACUUCUUUUGUUUUAGGUUUGUUCUUGAAAUCAUGAUUAUGUUGCGACAUUAUUGUGAUAUCUAUCAAAUAUGAUGACGAUAUUUUUUCAAUAAAGGAUUUCUUUUUUGUUUUUUUUUU